Molecule: messenger RNA, 522 nt
Organism: Penicillium longicatenatum
Lineage: Eukaryota; Fungi; Ascomycota; Eurotiomycetes; Eurotiales; Aspergillaceae
Exons: 1
Coding region: 1-522 (173 amino acids)
Molecular function (GO): carboxy-lyase activity
Source: RefSeq, a predicted model, not a curated record
AUGCCUGUCCUCCCUUCUCUCGAGGGCUCGACCUUCAAUGAAGAUAUUCGAGACCGCCACAUGACUUACGACUACGCUGCCCAGGAUGCACAGGGCAACCCCGAAAAGUGGCGAUACGAGAUGUGGUUCUACAACGAAGAUCGCAUUGUCUACGCUAUCCACGACGGUCCUAUGGCAGGCCGGAAGAACUUCCAAGCGGCGACCUACCAAUGCAUUCGCCCAGGAGAGUUAUGGCAAGUCAACUGGCUUGAGGAGACCGGCACCAUCGUUUCUCUGGUCUACGACAUUCCCCAAAAACGCAUAACCACCCUUCUCGCAUUUUCAAAGGGACACUGGGACCAGAACGAAGCAGCACAUGGCGAUAAGCGCAACCCUGAAGAUCUCGCCAGAUGGAGAAAGUUAGCCAAGAUUGGCGAGUCUCAGACGGAUCGGGUGCUCUUGAGCGAGCAAGCCGAUAUUUUAGAAGAUUUCAGAGGGGCUGGAGAUCUGCAACCCAUUGAAAUGCACUGGCCUUGUCUGUGA